AUGAUUUCUCGUAAAGGCCAAAAAACUGUAAAUGAGGGAGUUGUUGGUAAAUACAUCAAGAAGGAUACACCACCUGAUUUGCCAAUUAUUAAUGUUUGGACAACUGGAUACAAUAGAAGACCUAGGAGUCAGCCAUUUGGAAAUAGUGAUGGAAGUUCACAAAGUAUAGAGAAUAAGUUUGGUAAAGCUCAAACAAUGAGCGGUCAUGCUGGAAAAUAUACACCUAGUGAGUCAGUGCCAAAUUUAGCCCACAGGUUUGCUAAUAUGUCUACUGGGAGUGAGAUUAGUAGUAGUGUGACAAGCAACUAUAAUUCCCAACUCCAUUUAGAACCAAAUAUGGCUUCACAUUCCACCUUAAAUGAUAUAGAUGAAUCAUUUAGUCGGCAGAGCAGUUAUAGAUUCUAUAGACAAACUCAGGAGGACCCAAUAUAUCAAAAUCAACAACAAGUUCAACAGCAAAAACAACAACAAUACUCGUCUAGAGAAUCAAGCAUGCCAAGACUGUCGUCAAAUUUAAGUUUAACCCCCAGGCACAAUCAAUCACCUCCACAUUCUAUGAGACUACAUGUAACUGAAUCUCACAUACAUACGUCAAGCCAGGGCUCACCAAUUUAUACAAACUAUGUUAAUACACCCGCUCUUCCAUACAAAAGUCAUGGUGGAAACAUGAUUGCCUCUAGUCAGGGAUCAGAUGAAUGUGAUUUACCCCUGCCACCCGGAUGGUCUGCCGACCGUACGCUAAGAGGCCGUCGCUACUACAUGGACCAUAACACACAAACCACGCAUUGGACUCACCCGUUAGAGAGUGUUCCGCGCCCUUGGCAGCGAGUCUCGACGCCUCAACACGGUGUUUAUUAUUUUAAUGAAAUAACACACCAAACAACAUAUGCACACCCUUGCUUAGUUGGAGGCUGUUAUUUAGUAAGUCCCCUUGUACCUACAUUGGUACCUCCAUAUCUUUUAGAAGAAAUACCACAUUGGCUUGUUGUCUAUUCAAAAGCUGAUCAAGAAUUGGAUCACAAGUUGCGAUGGAACAUGUUUCGCUUAAGUGAGUUAGACUGUUACUCAGAUAUGUUGACUCGUCUUUACAAGCAGGAGCUGCAGUUGAUUGUUAUGAAGUAUGAACAAUACAGGUCAGCAUUGUUACAAGAAUUUGAAAGAAGAAGACGGGCCAAAUCCUAUGGUGCACUUACUAAUCAAUGA
Molecule: messenger RNA, 1203 nt
Organism: Leptosia nina
Lineage: Eukaryota; Metazoa; Arthropoda; Insecta; Lepidoptera; Pieridae
Source: the annotation of a GenBank genome assembly